Molecule: messenger RNA, 3286 nt
Organism: Centropristis striata (black sea bass)
Lineage: Eukaryota; Metazoa; Chordata; Actinopteri; Perciformes; Serranidae
Gene: adisspb
Product: adipose secreted signaling protein
Exons: 6
Coding region: 459-983 (174 amino acids)
Source: RefSeq, a predicted model, not a curated record
UCUUUACUUCUCCGCGAAACACUGAGGAGAGAGGGUCGACUCAGGUGUUUCUAGUGAACAGCUAUUGUUAUUAUUAUUAUUAUACUUAAUAAACUAAUGAAAACCGGGUUGUAAGCGACACACGAUGAGCCGCGACCAAACCACGUGAUCAAAUGCGGAAAUUGUCCGAUCGGGAAAGUGUAGCGGAGUAAAGAGGGGAGUGGAGGUUUUUGGCGUCCGUCUGUGUUUUGAGCUGCUGCUGGUGGUGCUGCUGGUGUUAGACGGAGUCCCCGCCGCAGCAAACAACGCUUCAGCAGAGAGACAAACGACGAGCUCGGUUAUCUGCUCAGCUGUAGAUGAACAGUGAGUUUCACCUGCCGUGAAUAAAAGUAAGGGUUGUUCUGAGGUCAGACUGCUGAGAUGACAACGCUGUGACAGUGUGUGUCCAACUGUGUCGGAACUGGACCGCUUCCUGUGACAUGGCUGCUGCUAAGAAGAGUUGUGCGAAGGCGGGAGGCGUGCGCUUCUCAGAGGAGCCCCCCGCCACCGGAGCCCCGUCACAUGUUCACUUCGACGAAAAGCUGCAUGACUCCGUCGUCAUGGUAACUCCGGAGGAUGACGGCAACUUCAUGGUCAAGGUUGGCUUCCUGAAGACGCAGCACCGGUAUGAAAUAGUGUUCACCCUGCCCGAGGUCCCCGCUCUCGGGAAGGACGCGUGUCCAGCACCAGUACCCAGUCCACACCUCCGGAUCACUGAUCUCACACCGGCAGCAGAGGGAGGUCUGAAGGUAACGUGUGAGUACAUGGCGCAGCAGGAGGGCGUUCUGUGUGAGGAGGUGCUGCUGCUCAGCGAGACCAACGAGGACGUCUGCGUUAAGGUCAAAGUUCACGCCAGAGUCAUGGACCGUCACCACGGGACGCCCAUGCUGCUGGAGGGAGUGCGCUGCAUUGGGGUGGAGCUGGAGUACGACUCUGAACAGAGCGACUGGCAGGGAUUCGACUAAAGCUUAUCCAGCUGAAGUACACACACACAUAAACACACCUGCUAUCAUAGAGAGUGUACACAAACACACACAAACACCAAAUCAAACACACACCAAAUAGGAAGACGUGUCCACACACACAACUGAUUUAGUGCCACGUAAUGUACAUAGUGUUCAGUGUUGGAUUUGAACAUUUGCAUUAAAAACAUUCCUCUGCUGCAACAUUUCACCACAUCAACAGCAUCUGAACAAGGUUUUUUUUUUCAGCUUCUUCCCACUUUUCUUUUUGCACCCAUGAUGAUGUUUAUCUGUGCUUUCCUGAUUGAACCUCUAGAGGGCAGCAGCGCUCUUUGAAUCACUGCAGCCUCCGAUCACUUUUCACCCUUUUUACUCUUGUGCAAACUGAUCCCACAUGGAUUUACAGGUGAGGGAGUAAACAAGGGCUCUUUUAUUAAUUAAGUAGCUUAAAAUGAAUCUAUAGGAAGGAAUAUAAACCCGGAAAAUUCAGAAAGAAAAAAUACCUUAUCAAUGCUGAGCCUGUAAUAUCUCUGUUUGACCACAAGGGGACACUGCAGACCACUGUAAGAGCAGCUCCUCCAAACUGAAGGCUUUUUUGAAAGGCAGUUUUUUGGACAAACUGCUGCAUUAUGAUCUCUAUUUGAAAGAAGAAACCAACUUGGUCACUCUUACCAAUUUAAAUAUCCUCUAUAUGUGAGGUUUAUGUUGUGAAAAUACAGCUUUUGCUCUUAAUUUAGCAGGAAAUCCCAAAAACAAGUGUGAACUUAUUUAUAUUGGUGUCUUUGAGUAAAGCAUUUGCAGCAGCAAUAAAAGGAAUGAUUCUGUCUUUGGAAAAAACUGAAUAAUUCGUCAAAUAAUGGUGUUCUUUUUCUGGGAUGGUUCUACAGUGUAUGAUUGUUAAACAUUUGUAUACAAUUCUGCAUUUAGAAAGAAGUAUUUUGUGUUUUAUUGGGAAGGAACUGACACCAAAAAUCUACUGCAAGCUUAAUAAGAGCCCACAAUUUACAUCUUUAAAACACUUCUGUUUUGUGGUUGAGCUGCAAAUAUUUGUAAUAAAUAUAAAAGAUUUAAUCACAAAUGCAGCGUACUGCUCAAAGCUGUUGGCUGUUUUUAAGGAUGUUAAAUAGAGCUGAAAUUAAGUUAAUUCAUGGAUUUAUGAACCAACAAAGACUUAAUCUGCAGCAGGGAUGAAUGUCGAGGAUUGAUAUUCAUUUGGUACCAGUUCCUGACUGGUCAAUACUGAUAUAUUGUAUUUAUGAUAUAUAAUAUUUAACAUUAGUUCAGUAUAAUAUAGCUGACAUUUUCACAUUCUAACCAUGCCCUAAUGAUGAAAAAACUUUGGAUGGAGCUCAAUUUACUGUUGAAUCUGUUAAUGUCUUUAUUUUUUGCUCUAAAUUGUCUCAAUAAGUGAAAGAAAAGUAGCGAUAAGCUAAUGAGUCAAUGUCGAAUCAGUGUCAAAAUUGGUAUUAAUAACAUCCUUAAUGAUACCUUUCUCUAAUCUGCAUUAAUUCUGAUAAUUGAUGAAUGAUUUAAGAUAUUUUUUCCCAUGCCAAAAUGACAAACAUCUGGUUUCAGAUUUUCCUAGUUUCUUUUUUCAAAUUAUCUUUUAGUUUAAUAUCUUUGUCAAACAAAACAAGACAUUUAAAGACACAACUUUGGACAUUUUUUUCUCUCUUUCUCUGAGAUUCUGAACUUUUAAUCCACUGAUCAAAUAAAACAAUUAUUAAAUUAAUCAACAAUAAGAAAUAAUCAUUCGAGUUCUUGGAGGAUUUGUUUCUUUAUGUUUGACUUCAUGAAGCCUUCAGAACAUGCAAAGUGCCUUUCAUCGUCCUGUUUCUCAUUUUUGGACCAGUGUGGAGCUUCUUCCCAGUGUUAAAUCUCACUUCUUCCUCAUCUUCUUUGUCUCUCAUCACUCCGAAUGCAGAUCAGAAAGAGCUGACAGGCUCCAUCUCUGUCAGCUCUGCUUCUUUUUACAUUUGUGCCAUGAUCUGGCUGCAGUCGUCUCCCUUCUGUUAACAGAAUCCAUCACAUUUCAUCCGCAUCGACAUUUCUCUGUCAUCCCCUGUUGAAAACAUCAGCCUUAAAGGAAAUUAUUCUGUGUGUAAUUUCUCUGUGGGUGUAGUGCCGAUUAACCCUUUGGACCCCAACAAAAAUGUGUUUUCUUUAAAAGGUUGCCAACAGAACACUGUUUAUUGUAGAAAGAAACUGUUAAAGCAGGCAUUGUCGUCGAAAAUUGAACUUUCCGACAGUUUUUGAACGGAUCAUAGGUUAUGAAAGUUAUAGUUAGAAAAAGUUACCAAAAUGAA